This is a messenger RNA of Spathaspora passalidarum NRRL Y-27907, 665 nucleotides long. Its product is annotated as mitochondrial 37S ribosomal protein bS18m. Gene Ontology annotation, biological process: mitochondrial translation. NCBI's taxonomy places the organism in Eukaryota, Fungi, Ascomycota, Pichiomycetes, Serinales, Debaryomycetaceae. The transcript has a single exon. The record is from RefSeq and is a predicted model, not a curated record. The coding region runs from base 26 to 607 and encodes 193 amino acids. Gene Ontology annotation, molecular function: structural constituent of ribosome; small ribosomal subunit rRNA binding. Gene Ontology annotation, cellular component: mitochondrial small ribosomal subunit; ribosome.
CACUUUGAAUAUCCCCAUCGUCACAAUGUUGUCAGCUUCCUUCAGGACAUCCAGUAGGUUAAUCAUACGUCCUCUUUCAACCAGCACAAUCAAAUUCCAAAACACCACACAAAAGUUGGCAUCGGAACCAGUUGAUGCUGCAGAAGAAGUAACCAAACAAGACCAAUCAUGGAAUGACCUUUAUGCUGAAAAUUUUCAAGGAACAAACUUGCAAGAAGAUGAAGUUGUGUUUACUCCUCUUUCUGUGCAAGAGCAAGAACCUCCGGUGCAAAUUUCCAAUGAAUUUACCCGAAAAUUCCCUCAUGGUCACACAUACAAUCCAUUCCACUUCAGUAUGGAUAGAUUACAUAUGGAAAGAGGAAUGAGAAGUACUCAACGUGAAGAUCCAUUCGAAAGAUGUGGAAUGAACCCAAGAAAUCUUUACAUGAUGCCAGAAGUAUUAUCUAAGUUUAUUACUUCAACUGGUCAAAUUUUACCUAGAUCAAAAACUGGAUGUAGUGCCAAGAAUCAAAAGUUGUUGAGCAAUGCCAUUAAAACUGCUAGAUCCAUUGGUGUGUUAUCUAGUGUGCAUAGGCAUCAUCGUCACAUGCCACAAAGAAACUUUUAAUGUGGUGAUAUGCUGUAAAUAAUUAAUGUAAAUAGAAUCAAUUAAUAUUGACAAUUAG